This is a messenger RNA of Pangasianodon hypophthalmus (striped catfish), 4467 nucleotides long. RefSeq names its product estrogen receptor 2a (gene esr2a). The coding region runs from base 644 to 2506 and encodes 620 amino acids. The record is from RefSeq and is a predicted model, not a curated record. Gene Ontology annotation, cellular component: nucleus. Gene Ontology annotation, molecular function: nuclear estrogen receptor activity; sequence-specific DNA binding; steroid binding. The transcript has 11 exons. Lineage: Eukaryota; Metazoa; Chordata; Actinopteri; Siluriformes; Pangasiidae. Gene Ontology annotation, biological process: estrogen receptor signaling pathway; cellular response to estradiol stimulus; regulation of DNA-templated transcription.
GUAUUUAUUUAGUUAAUUGGAGUCAAAUGUGUGCUUUUAGUUUUAGUAAUAUCAUCUGUUUAUGGGUUGUAUCUCAUCUUCCUGCAUUUAUUUCUGUCACAAUGUGUGGUGAUUUUAUUGAAAAAGUCAUUGCUCAAUUUCAAUGGAGAAGCAGCAUGUCAUAUUAGCAUUGUGUGUCCUUGUCCACUUUUAAUAUGUUAGACACUGUAAUCUUUUAGACACAAAUGAUUUGUCAUGAAACUGCAGAUACUUUAAUUAUGGUGCAACAUUAGUAUAGUUAAGCUUUAAUACUUUUGCAGGCUUACAGAGACGUAGAAAGUGGAGAUGUUUUCAUGUGUGCUGUGUGUCCAAGCUCAGUUAACUCACAUGCUUACUUGCAUUCUCAAAGCAAGUAUGAGGAAAUUGCUUUCACUGUGUAGCUCGCUGUGUGAUGUUUCCAAUGUGAAACCUUCUGUGCCUGCACUGAAUACUAGAUGCAAUUCGGCCAAGUGUCUCUGCUUUGCUGUGGGUUCAAAAGUCCUCGGCACAGACAGUUUUGGUCACUUUGGUUGAGCUGGUGAAGCCUGUAUGUGAAGAUUUGCUGGGUAGGUGAUGUGGAAGAUAUCCUGAAGAAAAUGCAUUGAGUCCCAGGUGAUUACUGCUCAUGCAGUCCUGCAAUGAUGAUGUGUUAACUCUACAACCUGCCCAAAAGCUGCCUCAGUACGAUUCUCUUCAGUUAAGAUUUUGUUCUAAAAUGUCAGAGUCUCCAGAGAGAGACGUCCCUCUGCUGCAGCUGCAGGAGGUCGAUUCCAGCCGAGCAGCAGGCUGCACUCUUUCAUCCAGAAUGAAUUCCUCCUCCCCAGCCGUGGCAAUGGAGAGCCACCCCAUCUGCAUUCCUUCACCCUAUGCGGACAUUGGGCACGAUUUCACCACCCUGCCUUUCUACAGCCCCACCCUGCUCGGCUACAGCGGACCCCCACUUCCUGAAUGCCCCUCAGUGCGUCAGUCGCUCAGCCCCACGCUCUUCUGGCCCUCCCAGAGCCACAUGGCACCUCUGGCACUGCAUCGCCCACAAUCCCACUGCCAGCAAAACCAGCCGAGCAAUGGCACCUGGCAGGAGCUCACAUCACGCAGUUACACAGCCAACGACAACAGCAAACCCGUGGGGAAACGGUCAGUGGAAUGUGAGGAGAGCUUCAGUUCCUCAGAGAGCAAAACAGACAUGCACUUCUGCGCUGUGUGCAGUGACUACGCCUCUGGCUACCACUAUGGUGUCUGGUCCUGUGAGGGAUGCAAAGCCUUCUUUAAAAGGAGUAUCCAAGGACAUAACGACUACAUCUGUCCUGCAACCAACCAGUGCACCAUUGAUAAGAACCGGCGCAAGAGCUGCCAGGCCUGUCGGCUUCGCAAGUGUUAUGAAGUAGGGAUGAUGAAAUGUGGUAUGCGUCGGGACCGUGGCAGCUACAAUCGUGGAGGCUCACAGCAGAGGAGAGUGGCACGCUCUCCUGCCAGAGCAGUAGCGAGUAGUCAGAGACAGCCAGAACGGAAAGCAGCACCACCUACCAGGGUAAAGGAGGUUUUUACUGCCACACUGAGCCCAGAGGAGCUGAUAGCUCGCAUCAUGGAAGCAGAGCCACCAGAAAUCUAUCUUAUGAAGGACAUGAAAAAGCCCUUUACUGAGGCCAAUGUCAUGAUGUCACUCACCAACUUGGCUGACAAAGAACUUGUCCACAUGAUCAGCUGGGCCAAGAAGAUCCCAGGUUUUGUGGAGCUCAGCCUCUUUGACCAGGUGCAUCUGUUGGAGUGUUGCUGGUUGGAGGUCCUGAUGUUGGGGCUGAUGUGGAGAUCUGUUAAUCAUCCUGGAAAGCUCAUUUUCUCCCCAGAUCUUAUCCUCAGCAGGGACGAGGGCAGCUGCGUACAGGGCUUUGUGGAAAUCUUUGACAUGUUGCUGGCUGCCACGUCCCGAUUCAGAGAGCUGAAGUUACAGAGAGAGGAGUAUGUCUGUCUCAAGGCCAUGAUCCUCCUCAACUCUAACAUGUGUCUGAAUUCAGCUGAGGCAGAUGAUGAACCUCAGAGCAGGACCAAACUGAUGCAGUUACUGGACUCCGUGACGGACGCCCUGGUCUGGGCCAUCUCAAAGAUGGGCUUGAGCUUUCAGCAGCGUUCCACACGCCUGGCCCACCUGCUCAUGCUGCUCUCGCACAUACGUCAUGCCAGUAACAAAGGUAUGGACCACCUGCACUGCAUGAAGAUGAAGAAGGUAGUGCCUCUGUAUGACCUGCUCCUGGAGAUGCUUGAUGCCCACAUCAUGCACAGCUCACGUCUGCCCCACUCCACUGCGGCCAUCGUGCCCGAGGAGAACCCUGGUGCACCGGAACCCUACAGCUGCUCCUCUCAGCAGUGGGCACAGACAGUUAUGGAGGGGCCUAUGGAGCUCAGCCAAAAUGAGCAGCCAUACAGCUCAAGGACAUCAGUUUGGACCUGGAGACUCAAAGAACUGGACCAAAUCAGCUGUAUAAAGCCUUAAAAUGCAUAGCUUUGUGAUAAUAAGGAUGUCACAGGUAAGCAUUCCUGGAAGUCAUAUUUGUAUUUAGUGGUUUUGCAAAACUCAGUGCAUUUCUUGUGUCUUUUCUGAGCCUUUCUUUUAUAUAAGCUGAGAUUUCCGUUCUUGAUACUGUUAGAGGACAAUUUUAAGACUUUUCCACUGUGAUUGUUUAAAUUACAGCUUUAAUAAAAGUGUGACUUGUGUCACUCCUGCACUGUAAAUUUUAAAAUGACAAAUGCCACCCUGACCCCCAACAGAAAUUAUGAUCAACUGUAAACACCAUUUUGUGCCUGUACUAAUUAUUACUUCUGAGUGUUUGUACGCACAAAACAAAAAUACGCACAAAACACACAUAUAUUUACAAUGACAGAUCUUUUGUUAUACCAGCUGGCAACAUGCAACAUAAUCAUAUACUUAUUGUAUAAUAUCAUAUAGGAAACAUAGAGAUGAAUGACAAACUAAAGGAAAAAACGGUGGCUCUGCUGGCUUGAUUUGAAUCCACUUGGCCCUGCAGAGGGAAGGGUCACUGCAAAUAAAUGCAAAGUUCUCCUGAUCACCUUUAUCCUCUGAUGAUACAAACCUACGCUGAUGGGAAUGGUCUUUUCCAGCAUUAAAAUGCUCUGAUUCACAGGGCAUGGGGGCUUAGUGAAUAUUUGAUAAGGAUGAAAAUAAUGUAUAUCAUAUGCUUUGGCCUUCGUAGUUACUAGAGCUUAACCCAGUUGAACAUCUAUAAGAGAUUUUGAACAGAUGUGUUAGACAGAGCUCUGUACCACCAUCAUCAAAACACCAACUGAGGGAAUAUCUUUUGGAAGAAUUGUUCAUCACUUGAGUACAGUUCUGGAGUUUUGUAAAAUCUAUGACAAGGCACAUUGAAGCUGAUCUAGUGGCAACACCUUAGUGAGGCAGUUAAUGUUGUUUUUUUCCUUUAAUUUGUCAACUGUCUGUAUGUACCUUUAUGCAAACAAAACACUUAAACCUAAUUCAGGACAGCUGGUUUCAUAUUUGCUAAUGACCAAACUCUCUUAGCCAAAAAGACAAGUUCAGGUAGUAAGACAAGAGCUAACCCUGCAACCAACGAUGUGAUAAAAUGCACUGCCAUAGUUUACACAACUUACAUUUGCACUUGUGUGUGUAAUUUGUUGAUAGCAGUUUAGCACGUGGCUUCCCAGUGCUUGAUCAUAGGCAGCAUCUAGCUCCAAAGCAUCAAUUUAUUUUCCAAUUUUCUAGGCUGACUUUGUAGAGUGAUCUGCUACACAAUUUUCAACUAUUGUCCACCAAAACACUGAUGGCUGACACUGCAAACCAAAAUAAAUUAAUACACUUAUCUUUUUUUUUCCAAGCUAAAAGCAUGCAGCAAUUUUGAAAGGAAAAAUUGUAAUGUUCACCUAAGGUGACUGUACAGAUAUAGCAAACAUUUUGCAACACUUUUUUUAUAUUCUAAUUUUUUUUCUCUAAUACUUAAUUCCUGCUACAGCUUCAGUGCUUUUCUCAACAGCAAGAGCAGAUGGAGAAAUUUUGAAAAAAAAAAGUAUGACAGCUACAAAUGCCAAUUAUUAUUAAGAUUAACAUAAUAUUAAGCAGUAGCAUUAGAAGGCUGUAGAUGCCAUGAUUUAUAGAUAUGUGAGCUCAUUAUCACAUAACACAAUGUGAAAUCCGCUUUGAUUUACUGCAUUAUUAUGUAGCCAAACAUGAUUUUUUAUUUAACUGAACUGGAGACAUGAUUAUGUAAACUGUUAUAAGAUAAGAUACCAGAAGUGUAUCCUUAUAAGAACCAAAUGAAUGAUGUGUUUUCAUUUUCACAAUAUUGUCUGUAAUCAUUUUCUAUCGGUAUUUGGUGAAUAUUAUACAUCGACAGUAAAUAGAGGUGUUACAACUGUUGUUCAGUAGCAUCAUUGUGCUGCUAUGUAUCAGUUACAAAUGUUGUUAUAAACCAUUCACGAAGA